Nothobranchius furzeri (turquoise killifish) is the source of this 6312-nucleotide messenger RNA. It is a transcript of the gene c1galt1a, whose product is annotated as core 1 synthase, glycoprotein-N-acetylgalactosamine 3-beta-galactosyltransferase 1a. The record is from RefSeq and is a predicted model, not a curated record. NCBI's taxonomy places the organism in Eukaryota, Metazoa, Chordata, Actinopteri, Cyprinodontiformes, Nothobranchiidae. Gene Ontology annotation, molecular function: N-acetylgalactosaminide beta-1,3-galactosyltransferase activity. Gene Ontology annotation, cellular component: membrane.
CCACGCUGUUCCAGGUAAAUGUCAACAAGACUGAAAAACGUGUUUCUCUGACAACUGGAGGAAUCCACACCUGCCUCCAGCGUGACACCUCCCAGGUGCCUCCCCCUCCCCUCUUCUCUUUUUUAUUUGUUCUCCUAUUUGCAUGUUGGUGACGGCACCAUGUGUUUUGCUCCACCUGAGCUGAAUUUGAUUUUUUACAAACUCUGUGUGAGUUGGCAUUGUGUGUGUGUGUGCUAGACGGAGCUCAUUUCAGAAGACAGGAAACAUGAGAAAAGUGAGGAAUAUGUCCACUUGGAUUUUCACCAUGGGGAUGGUGACUGGAUUUCUCUCACUUCACCUGCUCUUCAGUUCAAUGGUCUCAGUGGAAAAGGUCAACAAUUCAGUGCAGGGGAUCAAGCCUGGCACUGGUCAUCAGGAUCCACCUGCAGGUGAGAGAGACAACAAAACAGGAAAUGAUACCCGGAUUUUAUGUUGGAUUAUGACUGGACCCAAAAACCUUGAAACCAGAACCAAGCACGUUAAGGAGACGUGGGCCAAGCGCUGUGACAAAGUGCUGUUCAUGAGCUCUGUGAAGACUGAUUUUCCCACAGUGGAGUUGAAUGUGAGUGAAGGAAGAGACAACCUAUACUGGAAGACCAUCAGAGCCCUGCAGUACAUCCAUCAACAUCACCUGGACGAAGCAGACUGGUUCCUAAAAGCAGAUGAUGAUACAUUUGUGGUCUUGGAGAAUCUACACCACAUUUUAUCCAGACACGACCCAGAAAAGCCCUUUUACCUGGGCAGAAGGUUCAUGCCUUUCAUCAGGCAAGGUUACAUGAGUGGAGGAGCAGGCUAUGUUCUGAGUAAAGAGGCCCUGAGGAGGUUUGUCAAAGGGUUCAGUACUGGAGAAUGCACACACUUCUCCUCUAUAGAAGACAUGGCUCUGGGUAAAUGUUUGGAGACGAUGAAGGUGGAGCCAGCAGAUUCCAGAGAUGAACACGGGAGGCAAACCUUUCAUCCUUAUCCUCCAGAUUACUACAUAGUUCGACAGCCGUCAAGGCCUCGGCCUUGGUAUUUGAUUUACGACCAUUAUGCUCCAGUAGAGGGUCCAGGCUGCUGCUCAGACUUUGUGAUUUCUUUUCAUUACAUCUAUGCUGUUCAGCAGUACGUGUUGGAGUACCUGACCUACCACCUGAGACCGUACGGAUACAAGUACAGAUUUAAACCUGAUGAAAAGGCACAAGUGAACAAAACUGAAAACAUCAAUCUUUUGUAAGAACUCCUGACCUGUUUGCACUCCCACCCAGUUUCAGGCAGCUAAACCAGAAUGCUCAGGUGUGCGAGCGAGUAAUUUCUAAGUGAUGACACACAUAAUGAAAGGAAGUGAAUCAGAUGAUAAACAUUUACUGAGCAAACAUAGAGCUGUCAAAAUGAUUUACAGCAAACCGCUGCUGAGUUUGACAAAGGUAGAAGCCUCCCUCCCUCCCAGGUGACUUGGAAAAGUUUCAGAACUAAAGUCAAAACCAGAGAAAAAUGAAACAUUCCAAACUUCCUUCUAGACUAGAUUUCUGGACGAAGAGCUGCUGCUACUCACAUUCACUCCCACAAACAAACCUGUUGGAUUCCAUGUAAACAACCGUAAAAUGACAUGUAGAAAUCCACUAGAAUCACUAUAAGUUAGGACUCCAGAAUACCAAAGACUCAGUCGAGUCCUGUUUAGCGAAGAGUUGCAACCAUGUGACCAACCUUUUCAUGGAGGGUCUGAAGAAUGAGCAUUGACACGUUGCAGGAUUUUUUAUUUCUUCAGGUAAUGUGCUCUCCACACAUCAGUUACAAAGGGAUCAAGCUCGUGCAGCAACACAUUCUCACACCCAAUGCGGCUGAAACUGACAAAGGGAGCCCCUACGCGUCGGGAGGCAACGCGUUGUGCCAGAGCGUCACUUUCUGACCCCUAUUGUGACCUUUACUCUCUUGCAAUUCAACCUUCCCCUCACCUUCAUUCUAACUUUAACCCACUUGCACAUGCAGAACCUCGUUACUUGUCGAAAUGUCUGUCUCAAACACGGUUAAUGGGAAAUUCAGAACGAGAAACUGGGUUAAGGUUAGGAUGGGGUAGGGCUGGACGAUAUAUCGAAAAUUUAUCGUUACAGAAAUUUCUGAAGCCUGAUUUAUGCUUCUCCGUCUGCGUCAGUGCAGAGCACACGCAACGCCAUUAUCCGUCCUCGCGUAGGGAUCCGGCAGGCACGCAAGUACGUACGGAGUCGAGCCCACUUUUUUAAACAUCCAUCGAACGAAACGGAUAACGCAAGCUUGUGAUUGGUCAGGACGCUGCUGUUGUUUACAGCGCCGCCAUUGCAAAGAGAGCCGAGGAUAACUAGCGGCAGACACGGAGAAGCUUGAAGAAUGUCUCGCGAAAAAACUCUAAAAAUAUGAACGUUUUAUCCUCCCGUGACUGGAGGAGUGAAAAGAUGCGCAGGAAGCGUUUUAUUUGUGGACGGAAAUGACAGGAAACGUGGGUUUAGAGGUGGGGAGCGCAUGAAGAGGUGGGAGAAUGAGAGACAAAUAUGUCCGUGUUAAAAGUCUCUUAUAUACACAAAAAACACAAUAUAAACACACGAUCCUGGACCGAUACAUGACAGGAUACCACAGAACAGCGCUACGCCCUCUGUGGUCCUGCCGGGCAAUUGCUUUGCAACACUCUCCAGGAGACGGAGAAGUAUGAGAGCAAAACGCUUCCGUCAAUCCGUGCGUGUCUGUCCCUUGCGGAGCUGACGGAGAAGCAUGAACCAGGCUUAUCUCUUAUCGAGAGAAUUUUCCCCAUGCCAUUAAAUUUGAUAAUAAAAAAAGGAAAGGAUGUGUGUAGGUUGACAAUGUUCAUGUCCUUUUAUGAAGCUGUACCACCAUGAGUCACGUAAAAAUGUGACUCAACAAUACAUGCGACAGCCCCAUCUAGUGGACAACUUUUGUCUCUGCCCAUGCCAGUAGUUAUCGUCCAUUUAUCGUUAUCAAGGUGAAAUCCUCAAUAUAUUUUGAUAUUGAUUUUGGGCCAAAUCACCCAGCCCUAAGAUGGCGAGGGGACGGUUAAAUCGCCAGAGGUUAGAGGUAAAAUGUCGAUGAAAUAUCCGUUUUACCGCGGGCAUCAAAAAGCGAAGCUCUGGCACAGUGCGUCGCCUCUCGAUGCGUUGGCAGCCCCAACGCGUCAGAAACAAACACUUGGUCGCCCUUCGUCAGUUUCAGCUGCUUUGGGUGUGAGAAUGUGUUGCGUGCAGAUGACUCGAUGUUCUUCACAGCACCAGAGUUCAAGGCAGUCAGUUCCUCAAUGUGUUUUUUUUUUCUGCCCAAAGCUCACCAUAGCUUCUUCAGCUAUUGGUAGAUCUUUGGUUGGUGUGUCCAACAGCUGCCUUUUCUUUGCAGUUUGAGAAUUUCUUUUACCUUCAGGACCCAUGCCACACAUCCUUUUUAGCUUCGUCCAGCUGGAAAUGAACUUUAGCAGCAUAGCAGAGGAACACUCUUCAUCCCUGAGCACAGAUGCACAGGUUAGGACGUUAUCUUUCACUCUUUUGCGCAUUUGUUCUGUGUGUAACUUCAUAAUCCGUUACUUUAUUAUAUUUUUACAGCUUAGUAAAAAAAUAGUUUUUUACCUUACAGUUUGUCGGUGUUGGUGACGUCACUUCUGUUUAUCCGCGGGCAGUAGAGGACGAUGUCGCCAUCUACUGCCCGCGUCCUCCUCGCCGAUGACACUGUCCCAUGCGUGAUCCAACGUGAAUACUACAUUGUCUCUGUUCAUGGUUAAGUGUCCAGUUGUCCUUAUUUCUAUCGUUUCUUUGAUCCAUCUUUUGCAUUUUUGUUGUUCUGUGUUUAUGAGCCAUGUACUGUCCCAGUCCAUUACAUUAAGAGAUGCAUUGAUACCACUUAUUUUCAAACCGAUACAAUACCAAUACUUGGAUCUGAGUACUCGCCGAUACCGAUACUUCUACCACACAAAAAAAUGCAAUGAAUUGGAAUACAGGUUUUAUUUUCUUCUCAGCUUUCAACAGUAAAAGUCUGUGAGGUGGAUAAAAAUAAAAUAUAUUAAUAGAAAUGAUCACAAAACUAAGAUAUUAUGUGAACAGAAAUGAUAAGUUAGGCUUAAUUUAUACUUCUCCAUGAGCUCCGCAACGUAGAGACGCACACGGAGCGUCGGGAAGGUUUUCACAUUAAAACUUCUGUUCAGGCAGUGGAGUGUUGCAAAGCAAUUCCCCACUAGGACAAGAGAGGGCGUAGCAUUGUUCUGUGGUAACACGGGGCGACGGUGGCACAGGCGUUAAGUGCUCGCCCCGUAAUCGGAAGGUUGCUGGUUCGAGUCCCGCUCAGUCUGUCGCUGUCGUUGUGUCCUUGGGCAAGACACUUAACCCACGUUGCCUGCUGGUGGUGGUCGGAGGGACCGGUGGCGCCAGUGCUCGGCAGCCUCGCCUCUGUCAGUGCGCCCCAGGGCAGCUGUGGCUACAUUGUAGCUCAUCCCCACCAGUGUGUGAAUGUGUGUGUGAAUGGGUGAAUGACUGAUUGUGUUGUAAAACGUCUUGGGGGGUUCUAGGACUCUAGAAGGCGCUAUAUCAAAUACAGGCCAUUUACCAUUUACCAUUUACCAUUUAUGUGGUCUCCGAUAGUGUAUUUACUAAUGUGUUUAUAUAUUUCAGAGACUUUAUAACAUGGACAAGUGUGGCCUUCAUUCUCCUCCACCUCCCCAUGGGGUCACUACCUCUAAACCCACAUUUUCCAUCCUUUCUGCCCAAGUUAGCUCAAAUUUUCGGCCUUUUUUCGCGAUACGUUCUUCAAUCUGUUCAGGGUCUGCCGUUAAAUAGCUGUUUACGUUUUAAAGGAGCUACAGCGGUGCUGGUGACGAAUAUACAGGAAGCGGUGUCCUGACCGACCACAAGCAUGCGGUCUCUGUCACCCUCUGUGAGCUUGUCGGAGAGCCCUUGUGUCGACGCAUACUGGCGUUGCGCGUCUCCGCACCGACGCAGACGGAGAAGUAUCGGUGCAUACCUACAUUAUAUGAUUUUCCCUUGUGCAGUGGUCUGUUACAGCUGAUUUCUUUAUUGUACUUUCUGCUUCUUGUUUGGCUGCUCUUGUGUGUCUUCGACUUGCUUCCCCCUCGCACUCUCUAAUAUGUCGUCUACGUAGCAUUUCCAUAGUUUUAUUUUGGAGUCUGGGGGCAGUGGCUAUGGCCUUUUGUUCCAGGUCUUCCAUGAAGAACUCACAAAGGGCGGCUGAUAGUGGGUUUCCCAAGACAAACCUUUCUAGUUGGUUGCAUUUGGUUCAGUUAUAAAUGAAGUGAGUGGAGUUCGCUACCAGUUCUAUCAAUGGUGCUAAGUCUGCUGUGAGGUUUGUCCUUGUCUGGUUUUGUCUCGUCUGAUCCUGUUAACCACUAUGCUUUUGUGACCAAAGAUAUGACAACAUGUAAGGUAAAAAACGUUUUUAAGUAAGCGAUGUAAAAAAAAAGAACAAAGUAAUGGGUCCUCUUUUACUUCUGAGCCAGCUACCAAAUGGACAGACGUUUCUUUCUGGAGAGAUGGUCGGUAAAUCUGGGAUUUGGUGAGAAAUUUUGGACCGCUAAUCCAGGUGGAAGCACCACGUUGGUCUGCAGGGCAUUUCAUUUAGAAAGCUUGUUUAGUGAGAUGAUAAUAAUUGGAACAUGCAUAAUAACUACAUUUGUAUUGUGUGUGAUAAAAACAUUUUGUGUUUUGCACUUUAUUGUGUUUUCCAGAGAAAACAUUUCCAUGAAGGAAAACUGAUGGUUCUCCGUUGAACCAAUGAAGGAAACCAGUGGCUCCUAAAGCUGUAGGUCUUCUGGUGAUUUCUAAAAUCCAAAUCAACUGAAAAUUUAAUAUUUGAUCAAAUAUUUCCACUGUAUCACUGGCAAGUCAGAUAGAUCCCAAUAGAAUAAUAUCAGGUUUACGUUUUUUUUGUAUAGUUCUACCAGUAAAGGUUGGGGCUCUGAGUCUAGGUUGUUUUAUUUUUGUGGGUCAAAUGGAAUUCCAGGUGUAAAUAACCUUUAAAAUGGCUAAAUUACCCCCAUGUACAUGUUGGAUUUAAACAUUCCUGUAUUCAUCCUGAUUCCAGCAUCUUUCUUAACCGAGCAGCUCUACUUUCCUUCUGCAAUCUGGUUUAAUCUGUCAUCUGGUUAAUCUGUUGACAUCUGUGAUAGACUCAGGUAUUGUGUUUAUUAAAAAGAGCAAAAAGUAGGUUUAACAAAAUGGUUUAUUUAUUUAAAAGUUGUUGUUCUGUUCAUUUCUAUGUUAUUCCUUCAGGUACGUACAGUGUUAAACAAUAAAAAUUUAUUUUACACCAAAA